GAAACAUUCAAAAUGAAGUCGUCUAUGAUCUCUCCUUUGGCUCUUGCCGUUGGUGCAUUGGCCACUCCGUCUGCCAAGGUUGAUACGAGUCUGGAGAAGCGCAAUCCUACCGGGUCUUUCAGUCUGUAUGCCUGGGGCGUUGCUGCUCGGGGGUUGAAGUUCUUUUAUUCCGAUGGACUGGCAUAUGCCGGUGACUCAUCUCUCUGGCCUUAUGGAUCGGUCACUACCGACGUGACUUUCGAAAUCACUGACACCGAGUUGGUCACCACCGCUACUACUGACGGCGUCACCCUUGACUCGGACACUCUGUUCUAUAUCCGUCCGACAGCAGACGAGAUCCUGCCUGUUGGCUUCACCGGCAACGGCAUCGACACUCUUUCGGAUGCUGUCACGGACGGAUUCCUCUUUUAUGGCUCGUACCUCAUGUGGGAGGAGGAGUCAGGCGAGUUGGCGGAUUCUUUCCGUCUGAAGGCAACCAACGUCUCGGAUGUGUAUCAGGUUUACUGGGAUACGUCUAGUCUGGAUGAGGAUGGAUACUACUAUCCUACUGUUAAGGAUACGGCUCCUUCUGAUUAGUUGGCUCCGAUGGUGCGUUGGAUGAAUAUGCGAUGAUGGCAUGUGUCUGUCCAGAGUAAGAGUACCAGUUAGCUAGUGAAGAAUCUAU
Aspergillus ibericus CBS 121593 is the source of this 664-nucleotide messenger RNA. RefSeq lists its product as uncharacterized. The transcript has 3 exons. The record is from RefSeq and is a predicted model, not a curated record. The coding region runs from base 13 to 576 and encodes 187 amino acids. NCBI's taxonomy places the organism in Eukaryota, Fungi, Ascomycota, Eurotiomycetes, Eurotiales, Aspergillaceae.